CAUACAUGCAGUAUAUUCAAUCAACUUUUGAGUUUAUAAUUGUUCAAUGGAACCCUUUGGCACAUCUAUGAUUAGUGGAAAUGUACAGAGGUAAAUGCAGUACGUGUUUAUGUAGUAUGUAUGAAUAUUUCUAUGUGUAUAUGUGUAUGUGUAUGUGUUUUGGUGAGUCCACAGGGAGGGGUGGGAAAGCACAUUCUUUAGUGUGAGCUCAUAUCUUGGACACAGAGAAACACAGGCUUAGAGGAAAAAAGUCUGGAAGAGAGAAGGAAACAGACAAAACUGGAUGGAUGGAACAGCUGUAACCGAUAUCUUUAAUGAGAGAUUGAGAACAGAGAACUUAUGUUCAGUGACAUCAAUAAAUGAGAAUCUGGAUGAGUCAGAGCUCAUGGAAACCUAAAUGAGUUUCAAGCAUCAAGUUCUUCUCUCCUAAAUUCGUUUUGUCCAAGUGUUUCGAGGAUGUCUAUAAAUGGAUAAAGUUUUGGUCCAAUCAUUCGUUGGCUCAAAUCUCUCUAGAAAAGAUCAUGCUAAACUCUGAGCUGUGAUUGGACCCUGUGAAGACCCUGAAAAAUGGGCAGCUCUCCAGUCCCUGUGCUGCUAUGGUGCUGUUUCUUUGGUAACUCAAUACUUGUUGUUGUCUGGGCACAACAAACUGAAAUACAGAAUAUUGAAGAUGCUUUGCCAUCAGACUGCAGAGAGGAAACAUAUCCCUGUACCAGGAUGUACUCUGUUCAUCGACCGAUAAAGAGAUGCAUCCAUUCACUGUGUCUCUACAGUCUUCCACGAGUCUAUGUGAUCAACAAGGAAAUCUGUGUGAGGACCGUGUGUCAGCAAGAUGAGCUCCUGAUGGCCGAACUCUGUAGAGAGAAAUCUGGGUGGCCGAAACGCCAAAAAAGGUCAAAUAGGAGAGGCUGUCGCCGUGACAACCAAAAAACCUGGGCAAGCAGAGCCUAAAAUGAGAUGGACGAAAAGGGCAGAGGGUGGGAGAAAGAGAAAAGGAGAGAGUUCUUGUUGAAACAAAUACAACGAUAAAUCUGAAUUACAAAUCUCAAACUGUAACCGUAUUCUGUUCCUAAAACAAAUAUAAGUUGUGGUCAAGUGACUUCCACAAUCAUUACUGUUCAUAAAACGUAUAUUUUAUGUCACUUUUUAAAAUUUUAAUGCUUGUGCUUAGAAGCGAAAUAAGCUUGGAUGAAUGUCUAAGUGUUUUUAAAGCAUAUAUUUUAUAGGAUCUUAAUUCCAUCACAGGUGGGAUGACGAUGCACAGUUCUGCUGCUGAAUGUUAAAGCUUAUUGUAUAACCACUAUGUUCUUUAUAUUCUCCUACUAUAUAUAUGUGCCCACCAGCCACUGUAAGUAAAAUAUCAGAUGCACAAUAGCAAAUAAAAAUGUUUAUAUUUUAA
Messenger RNA from Myxocyprinus asiaticus (Chinese sucker), 1399 nucleotides. RefSeq names its product microfibril associated protein 5 (gene mfap5). The record is from RefSeq and is a predicted model, not a curated record. Gene Ontology annotation, biological process: embryonic eye morphogenesis. Gene Ontology annotation, cellular component: microfibril. The coding region runs from base 568 to 951 and encodes 127 amino acids. NCBI's taxonomy places the organism in Eukaryota, Metazoa, Chordata, Actinopteri, Cypriniformes, Catostomidae. The transcript has 7 exons.